AUGGAAGUCGCCUCCUCCUCCACCUCUACCUUAAUCAAGGAUUUCAAAUCCACUAAAUCCGUCGUCGACGAAACCGCACGCUCCCGGAGUCACAGCAACCUCUGCAUCGGAGUCUCCGUCGCCGUCGCCGUCGUCCUCUUCCUCGUCGUUAUAAUCGUCAUUUUAGCCUUCACGGUGUUCAAGCCAAAGCGACCUAUCACCACCAUCAAUUCCGUCUCCAUUGACGAUUUCGACCUGUCGCUGAGCGUAGUCAGAACCUCUGUCGAUUUCAACAUCACUCUGGUUGCCGAUGUCGCUAUUACGAACCCUAACAAGGUCGGAUUUAGCUACUCGAAUAGCACCGCGUUUUUCAAUUACAGAGGCGAACUGGUUGGCGAGGUGCCGAUUCUGGCCGCGCAAAUCGAUGCAGGUCAGACCACGCAGAUGAACAUUACGUUGAGGAUUUUGGCAGAUCGGUUUGUGAAAACGUCGACGGUGUUCUUCGAUGUCGUAGCCGGAUCGAUGCCGUUGAAUGCGUACGCGAGAGUUUCAGGUAAGGUGAGGAUUUUGGGGAUUUUCAAUAUUCAUAUGGUUUCUACAACAUCGUGUGAUUUCAGUAUUAACAUAUCGGAGAGGAAUAUUAAAGAUCAACAGUGUAAUUACCAUACUAAGAUCUAA
Messenger RNA from Cucurbita pepo subsp. pepo (vegetable marrow), 657 nucleotides. RefSeq lists its product as uncharacterized. The record is from RefSeq and is a predicted model, not a curated record. NCBI's taxonomy places the organism in Eukaryota, Viridiplantae, Streptophyta, Magnoliopsida, Cucurbitales, Cucurbitaceae.